AUGACUUCCGUCCGGAGCCCUCAACUCUUUACUCAAUAUCCCGGUGUGGAAUCAAUCGCAUACUAUCGUAAAGGAGGUUUUCAUCCUAUACAUAUCGACGAUGUUCUGCAGAAUCGUUAUCGCAUUGUCAAUAAACUUGGAUACGGUGCAUAUGGCACCGUAUGGCUCGUUGAAGAUCUCAACUCAGGGAGAUGCGCCGCACUCAAAGUUCUAGCUGCUGAAGCCUCCAAGGGCUCGGAGGUUGUGUCCGAAGUUGCCAUCCUUCGCCAUCUCAAGCAACGGCAGCUGAGCGCCGAUGGAGGCUCAGAGGGUCAGGAAUUUCUGAUGGAGUUUUUUGAUGACUUCAAGGUUGAAGGGCCAAAUGGCACUCAUCAAUGUAUCGUUACUGAGGUGCUUGGACCUGGCAUAGGCGCUGAUGUCGAUGAAGUCUACGAUGAGGAUCGGUACCCGAUAGAAAUAGCGAAGAUGCUUGUCGCACAAGUAAUACGCGGAGUCGCGUACCUGCAUAGCUGCGGGGUUGCCCAUGGAGGUAAGCGAAGUCACGAAGUUUUCCAUGAUAAGUUGAUAUCGAUUUUUUACAGACCUUCACAUUGGAAACAUAUUGUUGCGUAUACCUGGGAUUGA
This is a messenger RNA of Laccaria bicolor S238N-H82, 624 nucleotides long. RefSeq lists its product as uncharacterized. Gene Ontology annotation, biological process: protein phosphorylation; spliceosomal complex assembly; regulation of mRNA processing. The transcript has a single exon. The record is from RefSeq and is a predicted model, not a curated record. Gene Ontology annotation, molecular function: ATP binding; protein kinase activity. Bases 1 to 624 code for a protein of 207 amino acids. NCBI's taxonomy places the organism in Eukaryota, Fungi, Basidiomycota, Agaricomycetes, Agaricales, Hydnangiaceae.